CAGAUUCGGCUAGUUUAACUUUUGUAAACACUGUAUAUAUACUUUACAUGCGUUUGUGAAGUGUAUCAACCGUAUCUAUCAGAGAACGGAUACUCGUAUUCAACACCGUUGUACAUGCAAUAAAGUAUGCAGCUUAUGUUUGGAUUGUUUGUGAUCAGUGUUCAAGUUUUUGUUGUUACAUCUAAUAAACUGUUGUUAAUUCUUGUUGAUGGUUUUCGAUGGGACUAUUUCGAUCUGCCUCAAAUUCAGUUAAGGGGAUUUGAGAGGCUUAAAAAAGAAGGAGUUCGUGCAAAGUGGCUUGAACCAGUUUUCCCAGCGAAUUCAUUUCCUAAUUACAAGAGUAUGGAAACUGGACUAUACCCGGAAAGCCAUGGUCUUGUUGGCAACUAUAUCUACAAUAAAAAUACGGGAACCAUCUUCGACCAAUCAUUACUGGAUCCCGAGAACAGGGACCCAGUCUGGUUCUCCGGUGCCACACCUUUCUACAUAUCCGCUGAACAACAGGGGAAACGUGUCGGCUUAUACAACACUCUUGGCUGCGAUAUACAAAUUGACGAUACUCUUCCGUCUGUCUGUCGACCGUAUGAUUCUCACCUGACGUUUGAGAAGUUUUUGACGUAUAUACGUGACAUAGUGCAACGUUUCAACGCAGAUGAUUUGGAUAUCGGAUAUAUGAUGUAUGCGGAUGUGGAUGUAACAGGACAUUUAUCUGGUGUUAAUUCCCAAAAACUCAAUGAGUCUAUAAUUCAAGUCAGUCGCUUAUUUGAACUCAUCUUAGACAGUAAUAUUCGUGAAGAAGUUAACGUUGUGUUUCUGUCUGACCACGGAAUGGCGUCGGUUAGUGACACGAAUAUCAUCAACAUAACCAGUGUCGUCGAUAUGAGUUUAAUAACAGACAUAAUGGAGGCUGGACCACUAACAUAUAUUUAUCCACGAAGUGGAAAGGAAAACGAGGUAUAUGUUGCAUUGAAAACGUUCCACCCACACAUGCAUGUGUUUCGGAGGGAAGACUUGCACGAGAGGUGGUUCUUCAAGAGACAUUUUCUUGUACCACCUAUUCUAUUGUAUGCAGAUCUAGGAUGGCACAUUAUACACCCUAAAACCCUAAAAGGCUUGCUUCAGUUUAAGGCGCACCAUGGGUAUGAUAAUGCCGAAAAGGACAUGCGAGGCAUUUUUAGUGCUAUAGGACCAGAUUUUAAAACACAGCUGACUGUUCCGCCAAUCAAAAUGGUGGACGUGUAUCAGCUGAUCUGCCAUGUAACCGGGAUACAUCCAAACCCGCACAAUGGCACUUGGGCACAUGUGCAAUCUAUGCUCAGAGACAACCAUCAAGUUCAUGUUGAUUUGUAAAAUAAAAUU
Mya arenaria is the source of this 1359-nucleotide messenger RNA. Its product is annotated as glycerophosphocholine cholinephosphodiesterase ENPP6-like. The transcript has 7 exons. Lineage: Eukaryota; Metazoa; Mollusca; Bivalvia; Myida; Myidae. The record is from RefSeq and is a predicted model, not a curated record. The coding region runs from base 127 to 1350 and encodes 407 amino acids.